This is a messenger RNA of Antrostomus carolinensis (chuck-will's-widow), 762 nucleotides long. It is a transcript of the gene DENND2D, whose product is annotated as DENN domain containing 2D. The transcript has 6 exons. The record is from RefSeq and is a predicted model, not a curated record. Gene Ontology annotation, cellular component: cytosol; nucleoplasm. NCBI's taxonomy places the organism in Eukaryota, Metazoa, Chordata, Aves, Caprimulgiformes, Caprimulgidae. The annotation marks the transcript as partial.
CUCAUUGAGCUCACACGGCCUGUGGAUGCCCACCUGGAGCACGUGGAGUUUCAGGCUCUGCUCCAGCGGCUCAGCCCCCACCUCAUCCUGCACAUCUUUGCCUCUGCCGUGUUGGAGCGACGGCUCAUUUUCCUCGCAGAGGAGCUGAGUGUCCUGUCACAGUGCAUCCACGCAGUGGCUGCUCUCCUCUACCCCUUCACCUGGGCUCACACCUACAUCCCUGUGGUCCCCGAGUGCCUGCUCGACACCGUCUGCUGCCCCACGCCCUUCAUGGUUGGCAUCCAGAUGCGGCACCUGGAGCGGGUCCUGGACCAGCCGAUGGAGGAGGCUCUGAUGGUUGACCUCUGCGAAGGGAAGAUCCUUCGGGCGGUCGGUGAUGAGGAGGAGAUCUUGCCCAUUAAGCUGCAGAAUGAGGUGCUGACAUCUCUGAACAGGCACAACAACAACAACAACGUACACACCUCUGAGCAGGUGAACGUGCUGGUCUCUGAAGCCUUCGUGCAGUUCUUUGUCCGAAUGGUUGGUCACUACGCCUCACACAUCAAGUGGAGUAAAAAUGGCUCAGGCACCUUCCAGGAACGAGCCUUCUGCAAAGCCAUCACCUCCAAAACCAACCGCAAGUUUCUGAAGAAGUUUGUGAAGACCAACAUGUUUUCCUUAUUUAUUGAGGAAGCGGAGAAGAGCAGGAUCCCACAAGAAGCAUAUUUCCAGCGGAAAAUAACAGAGUACCACGAACAGAAAAAACACCGAAGGGGCUCCUGA